Saccostrea cuccullata (small rock oyster) is the source of this 1366-nucleotide messenger RNA. Its product is annotated as peripherin-2-like. Bases 207 to 1148 code for a protein of 313 amino acids. The transcript has 3 exons. Gene Ontology annotation, biological process: visual perception. The record is from RefSeq and is a predicted model, not a curated record. Gene Ontology annotation, cellular component: plasma membrane. Lineage: Eukaryota; Metazoa; Mollusca; Bivalvia; Ostreida; Ostreidae.
UUGAACUCUUAAAUACUUUAUUUUCCAAAAAGUGAACAAAAACCAAAUGGGGACAUAUCUUUAAAAAUUAGAAUAGUAAAACCACAUAAAACAUUACAUAAUCAGUGAUAUUUAAUCGAAGUUUAGCGCCAUAUUGUCAUCAAAUCAAUAUUAUGACGUUAGGAAAUGACGUAUAAUUAACUUCCGGUUAUUGGAAGAAAGAAAGAAUGGGUGUACCAGAAAUUAAUCUCACGGAAAAAAGAAGAUGCUUAAUUGCCAAAAUAGCCAGUGUUUUGUGUCUGGUCACCAUUCCAUUUAAUUUCUUUAUGCUUACAGUAGCUGUUUAUAUUGAAGUUGCAAUACAAGACAAAGUUAGUCUUAUUGAAGGGAGUCGGGACGCAUUGCCUGCCUUUAUGAUUAUUUUGGGCCUUGCUGGACUGAUUAUUAACAUCUUAGCGUCACGAGUUUGCUGGGUUGUGCAUGACACGGCGAGGAGAGAUGUUUGGAAAAAGUUUCUAAUUCCAGUUUUUGUUCUUUCUUUGGUUUUAUUUGUGUGUACUUUUGUUGCAUCUAUGCUAUGUUUUGCAAACAUUGCUUCACUUCGUAAGUUAUUUAGCAAAGGAAUUUAUAUUUCCAUGAAAAAGUAUGCAACAGACAUGCCAAAGAAAAGUAUCAUCGACAAGUUACAGAUUCAGUAUAAGUGCUGUGGUUCAGAAGGAUACACAGAUUGGUUCAAAGUCAAAUUUGUAUCAAAGAAAUACAUUACUGAUGAAUAUAUGACAAAAGAAGAACAGCAUACAUACACAAAGUUUUCCGACCAUGUUCCCUUUAGCUGCUGUAACUACAAAGUCCACAGACCCUGUAUAGACACUCGAGUACAAGGCAAACACUUCAAGUAUGACUACAGCAAAGACAUAACAGUAUAUACAAGAGGAUGUAGUGAUGCGUUAAUGUCAAGAUAUAAAAAGAUGUUAAAGUCUGCAGGGGCUAUUGUUGUCUUGCUGGCAUUCUUGGAGCUGAGUAUAGGAUUAGGAACAAGACUCUUACAGACAAGCUUUGCAAACUUAGUUGAUGAUGAAGAUUCAAAGGGUUUUCUUCUUCCAUUUGGUGGAGGUCAAGCACAAGGCAAAGGUAAACUAAUGAGAAAUUUUUGUUUCUUCAAGAAGUAACCACACAACAAUUUAACAAUGUGAAGACAGGUUAUAAGUUAAUGGUUAAAACAAGCAAAUUCCAAGAAUUGUGGUCCCCCGCUUUUGGUGUCUCUGUGGAUGAGAUGUCAUUAUUUGUGACAUUUUGUGUCAAAUAUGAACACCCUAUUUUAUGUCAUUCACAAAAUUCAUGAUCACCAAAGUUAAUUUUUUUUUAAAAUGAGGUCAAUUGUGAAGGU